UACGCCGCCAGCUGGAGAGGCUGCGCGAACAGGUCGCCGACGCCCGGCACCGCCAGGCCGAGAGCGAGGCGCGCUGCAACCGGCUGGAGGACCGUCUGGAACGGCUGGAGGCCGGCCAGCAGCCUGAACAGCUUCAGCUGCUCCAGACGCAGAUGCAGGACUCGCUGACCCGACUUCAGGGCCUGGAAGAGCGCGAGACGCUGCUGCUGCCGACGCCAGAGUCGGUCCGACCGGCCAGUCCAUUGGCGGUCCCAGGUGACUCCGCUGAUAGUAUAUUGGGUGACACUGCAGGCCUGGAAGACACCGGCCCGGACGGUGGUGCCGGCGACGCGGCGGACCUGGAUAGCGCGGACCAAGAGGCCACGGCAGAACAGACCGAGUCCCCUGAACCGUGAUAACGCCCGGCAGCCCUCCGUUCCCGGUCCCGGUCCUGAGGACGAAGAGGACCUCAGCGUGGCGGGGUCAGUGGCGACAGGCCGACUGUCGCCGGGACCUGGGGCCACCGGCCAGGACAUCGUCACCGCACACCACCUGGUGACCACCGACGAGCGCGGCGGCACCAUCCUCCUUGGACGGAGCAUCACAGUCGGCGGCGGUGUGGCGCCGCGCACCAGGUCCAGACCUCCUCCUCAUACGCCAGCUGAGUCGUCCAACAGCCUGUCCGGCAUGCUGUCUGGGCAGGCCAGCCUCUCUCGCGGCACGCCUGACCAUCCUGCCACCUCUGGCUGGCGUCCCGUGCCUGGUCGCGAGUCACGGAGGCUGCCGCAGAAGGAGCCGCUGGUCACGCCGGACCCGCCGCACGGCGCGACGCUCGGAGCUCCCAGCAGCGGCGAACCCGCUGCCGCGGCACCCAGCAAGCCCGCGCCCAGUGAGCCGGCGCCCAGCGACAGCUCCGACGCUCCAUCAACCAGAGCAUUCAAGAAGCCGACGGCCGAUCGGACGCUGCUGCCGUCCAACAGGUGGUCGCCGGGAGGCUGGAGAGCGAAGGGCCGGAGCCGGGCGCCUCCGCCCGAAAGGAUGGGCGUGGUGAUCGACCCAGACUCGCGCCAGGCCUGGUCCGGCGCAUCGGACGGCAGCGGCGGCCGCGCCCUGCUCAGCUGCCAGCCAACUAAGAAGUACCGCCGCCUGGACGGCAUGACCGCCUGGUGCCUGGCCAACUGCCCCAUCUACUGUCCGCGUACGCACUGCGUCUGCAGCUGGGAGGACGGCACAAGCGACUGGAGCCGUCGCCUGUAAGCGGUGCUGCUCCUCAGCCCCUCGUGCGGAGGCCGGUCACCACGCGGCUCCCACCUACCUCUGUUCGACGGUGCGUUUGUCGACAUUGCCACUGUUAGUGUGAACUGUGCUAUCUGAGUUUGGAGCACAUCGCAGCGUCCUAGUGAACAAGUCCCUCCUGACUUCACGUUGCCAUGCGUGAUGAGCCCUAGCGCACAACGGAAGCGACUGAGUUCAGCAGGAGUGUAGGCUGACGACAUGGAGUCAUACACAGUUAGCCGCCGUGAAAAUGCUCAGUGGGAAAAUACAGUGAAGCGCGCGGAAGUGCUGCUGUCGCGAUUACAGGUAAAGACAGUCUACAUCACUGCCCCGCGAUGGUGAACGCGACUGGACGGGUGGAGGAAAGACGAAUACAAAAUC
Molecule: messenger RNA, 1635 nt
Organism: Pollicipes pollicipes
Lineage: Eukaryota; Metazoa; Arthropoda; Thecostraca; Pollicipedomorpha; Pollicipedidae
Product: protein FAM71E2
Exons: 2
Coding region: 667-1236 (189 amino acids)
Source: RefSeq, a predicted model, not a curated record